CCCAGAGCAGACAGUGGAGGCGACUCCAGAGCCGGGCACCGAAUGCCUCAUCUGCAUGGAGCCUGUGGAGCACAGAAAGACUUUUAAUACCAUGGUGUGCCCAGCCUGCAAAACCGCCUGGUUCCACAGGGACUGCAUCCAAGGACAGGCUAUGCAUGCUGGUUUUUUCCCCAUCCAGUGCCCCCUCUGCAGAAAUGAUAACGCGUUUAUCAGAGAUAUGUUAACCAUGGGGAUCCGAAUCCCCUUGAGACCACCAUCAUGGGAGGGCAUUAAUGCAUUCGCUGAGCUGGGAGACAGACACAGGCGCUGCGAUGCCACUAAGUGCCUUUUUCCAAGAGGCAGGCAGGCGGCAGAGGAGGAGGGGCCCUGGGAACUGCUUCUGUGCUCCUCCUGUGCUGCCGAGGGCACCCACAGGUACUGCUCUGGCCUGAGGCACAGUAUAACCAGCUGGGAAUGUGAUGGCUGUGCUGGCCUGGGCACAGCUCCCCGAGAUGAGUCGGAGCUUGCUGCUGUCAGCGUGGCCAGACAGUCUGGACUGGAGCCUUCUGACGGCUCCAGAGAAGCCGAGACCAUCAGCCCCAACACAGGCAGCCUGGUGCUAUCAGGGCUGUCUCCUAGUUCUGCACCACUGGAGACCAUCAGCCCCAGCACCAGUGUACCUGUGCCAUCUCCCGGAACUUCAGCACCACAGAACAGACACCACCGUACCAACCGCCAGGCAACAUCGGAGCAGUCUCUGGAAUCUUCCUCACAGGAGACGAGCAGCUCCAGCCCUGACAGUCAGGUAACAUCGGGGUCAUCCCAGAGCAGCUUCACAGAAACUGAUGACAGCAGCUGCUCCAGCAGUCGGGGGCCUGACCGCCGGCAAAACCGCACCCGCCGGCAACAUUGGGCCCAAAAUCCACGCCUUCGGUCCAGAAGUCCCCAGGACAGGAGCCACGUACCAGCACCAAGUCCUGCGAGGCGCAGGACCAGGCUGAGACCAUCAGGGACAUCCUGCAGGCGAAACUGCUCCCGCCUGCAACGUCAGACUCCAAAUCCAUCUGGCCGGUCCAGAAGCCGCCGUGACAGGAGCCACGUGAGAGCACCGAGUGCUGGGAGGAGCAGCCGCAGCCAUCAAGCAUCGAGAACAUCCAACACACAAAGUCGCUCCCGCCAACGGCAACAGUUCCCAAAUCCAUCUGGCCGGUCCAGAAGUCGCCGUGACAGAAACUAUGUGAGAGCACCAAGUGCUGGGAGCCGCACCCCCAGCCAGGAAGCAUCAGGAACAUCCCGCAGGCGAAACCGCUCUCGCCUCCAACCGUCGGACCUCAAAUUCAUCCAGCGGAUCCAGAAGUCGCCGUGA
Corapipo altera (White-ruffed manakin) is the source of this 1345-nucleotide messenger RNA. RefSeq names its product serine/arginine repetitive matrix protein 2-like. The record is from RefSeq and is a predicted model, not a curated record. NCBI's taxonomy places the organism in Eukaryota, Metazoa, Chordata, Aves, Passeriformes, Pipridae. The transcript is spliced from 6 exons. The annotation marks the transcript as partial. Gene Ontology annotation, cellular component: nucleus.